AACUAAACGUUAUUGUUAUCACCGGAUUAAUGGCUGAUGUCAAAAAUAAAUUGACAUAGAUCUUUUUAAUUAAAAAAAUAUUUUAAGCAGUUCGCAACUGACAAAAUAUGUUUCUUCUAUACACAAUACACAAUUGUAGUUAAAACAGUUAUUUAGAAAAUGGACAGGUUUAAACAUCGUGGGUUUAGCUGACCCGUACUUUUAUUUAAAUAAAAUUGUUUGUAUCCGGGUAAAAUUAAAUAAACAACCAGCAACAAUGGUACAAAAAUACCAAUCCCCUGUUAGGAUAUACAAGUACCCAUUCGAAAUUGUUAUGGCGGCAUAUCAGAAACGUUUUCCGACCUGUAAGAUGAUACCAGUGUUUCUGGGAAGUGACAUAAUACAUGAGGUUAAAAGUGAAGACGGAGCCAUACAUGAUGUUGAGCGUCGUUGUAGGCUGAACAUUGAUGCUCCAUACCUCCUAAAGAAGAUUGCUGGUGUCGACCAUGUGGUAUUCAUCCAGAAGAACUGCCUAGACCGAAGAAACCGAACUUUAAAGAUAUUUGCACACAAUGAAAGUUUCUCUUCAAGGAUUAUUAUCAACGAAAUAUGCACUUACACAGUUCACAAAGAGAACUCUGACUGGACAUGUUUUGAGCAGGAAGCCAGUUUGGAUAUUAAGUCUUUUUUUGGCUUUGAAAAUACAGUGGAAAAAAUUGCCAUGAAGCAAUACACACACAAUAUCAAGAAGGGCAAGGAAGUAAUAGAGUACUACAUAAAUGAGCUGAUAAGCGAAGGCGUUACCCACAUUCCUCGAUGGACCCCUGCUGUACCCUCCUGUAGCGCAACACCAGACCAGCCCUGCUUGCUGGAGAGCGGUGUUGGUACCCGGUCAGGCUCCUCCCAGGAUAGCGGCGUUCGUACGCGGUCGAGCAGCGUGUGUUCCACAGGCAGCCAGCACAGCCAAGGCAGUCUGGUGCUAGGGGCCACGGCCGCCUCCAUCACACCACAGGAUAGUCCCACAGGUAUGGGUCUCACACCACAGGAUAGUCCCACAGGUAUGGGUCUUACACCACAGGAUAGUCCCACAGGUAUGGGUCUCACACCACAGGAUAGUCCCACAGGGGAAAUGACUGUAGCCAGUGAGGAUAAGCUGGAUGCCGACUACAUUGAGCGCUUCCUUGGUCACCUGACCCCAGUACAAGAAAGUCAGCUUGUACAGCUCAGACAGCUGCUGCAGAAAACACAUAAAGGAAAGAUCCCAAAGGAUGCUCAUAUCCUGCGGUUCCUGAGAGCACGAGACUUCAACUUUGAGAAGGCUCGUGAGAUGCUGGUUCACUCGCUGGCCUGGCGCAAGCUGCACAACAUUGACCACCUGCUGCACACGUACACGCCCCCUGAGGUGCUUACCAAGUACUACACGGGCGGCUGGCACUUCUCAGAUAAAGAUGGUCGACCACUCUAUGUUCUGAGAUUAGGGCUGAUGGACGUAAAGGGGCUCAUGAAGGCAGUGGGCGAGGAGAACCUUCUCAAGCAUGUUUUGUGGGUUAAUGAAGAAGGGCUAAGACGGGCAAGCGAAGCUACCAAGCAAAGAGGACACCCUGUCUCGCCAGAUGGACCUGUUGGUGCAUGCACCUGCAUUGUUGAUCUGGAAGGACUCAGCAUGCGACACUUAUGGCGGCCGGGUAUUCGUGCUCUACUGCGUAUCAUAGAGAUAGUGGAGGCCAACUACCCAGAGACCAUGGGGCGCCUGCUAAUUGUGCGGGCCCCACGUGUGUUCCCGGUCCUGUGGACGCUGGUCAGUCCAUUCAUUGAUGAGAACACAAGCAAGAAGUUCAUGAUCUAUGGAGGAAAUGACUACCAGGGCCCUGGUGGCCUUGUGGACUUCAUUGAUAAGAAAUAUAUACCAGACUUCCUGGGCGGCGAAUGCUAUUGUGAUGUACCAGAGGGUGCCAUGGUGCCCAAGUCCCUAUACAAGGAGGAGUUCACAGACUGGUCCCCUGACGAGCCCCCUCUCACCGUCAGCAACAGCCCUUACACCACCACCUUCGUUAUCAAGGAUUACCCCAAUGAGGUCCUUAUGAAUGUACCACAGCGUGGCUGUGUAAUAACCUGGGAUUUUGACAUCCUGAAAGGGGACGUAACAUUCACAGUGUUCCGCUGCAAGAGCGUACUCAACAAGGAGACUUAUGAGCACCCUCACCAUGUGGGGGGCCAGGUUGUGAGCACCCAGUACAUAGACAAAAGCAUGCAGGUGGGACCAGACCUCAGUAUAGUGGAACCUCCACAUAUAUGUAGGGACGGCGACAGUGUGCAAGGGUCCCAUGUUGCCAGCACCCCAGGUAGCUACAUUCUGCAGUGGAAGCACUUUGAUUCUUCGAAGGCAUCCUUUGAGUUCUCUCUCUCCACCCACAAGUCAAAGGUCAUGUACUACACGGAGCUGCUGCCCUCAGAAGUGUUUAGGGGCUCCAUGUCAAGCCUUCAGUCCAGUACCAGUGGCUUCUCCUCCCUCAGUAUUGGAACAUCACAGAGCGGCCAGUCUAUGCGGAAACACUGAUUAGCAGGACACCAGUCUACUAACUGUUCUUGACAGAAUCUUACCUCUAGUCCAAAGGUCACAGAAUCAAAACCAUUUGUGUCAUUGUAGCUACUUUAUGGCAUUAAUGAGUACGUUCAAGGAAAUUAAGCAAUUUAAAAUAAACAUUGGCUGCUUUGUAGAUUGUAAUUGCAACAUGUUACAGUGUAGUUUGUAUGCAAAUGAAAUAGACAGAACAAAUGUAUAUGCAGUAAGCAAUUGUUGUUGUUACUCAAAAAAUGAGAAUUAUAUAUAAACAAAUUAUGCUUUUCAUUUAUACCUAAGAAGAAUGGCAAAUAAAAUAUGGGUCGCUAAACACUUAACUAUUUCAAGUUAUGCUUACUACAAUAAGUUAAAUACUCCAUACUUUUUUUUACAUGCGAUACUACAUUAACUAAACAUCACACCACUAAAUUUUCUUCAAGUUAGUUAAUUUUGUGCACUAUCUGUUUUGAGAAAUGCAUUUAAUAAAAGUGGUAUUAACCAGUUUGAUCCAGUAACUAAUACGAUCUCACAAAAAAACAACUGAUAUGUUUACUUUUGUGUGCCAUUGUUUAUUAUUAAACAGAAACAAAUGCAUAAAAAAUAACAUUUUCUAUUAACUGGUGUUUGAAAUUAAAAUAAUAACUGAUCAGAUACUGACAUUUUUAUUUCAACUCUUAAUUUAUAUAAUUGACGAAGAAAUGGUAUUUUUGUGAGAUUUUGUUGUAACAUGAACUCUAUUUCUAUUACUACAGUCGAGCUUUAUUCAAACUUGUUGAUUCUUUUUAGUAUACAUUGAUAAUCAUCGGAUAAAAGUUGUAAUCAAGAUAUCUGAGAAACAUUGAGUGUUGUUGUGCCAUGUAUACCUCAUUCAUUGUCACACUAAUGCUAACACCCCAUCCACAACCAUCACACUUCAACACCCCAACCCAUUUGAUGAAGUUUUAUGUCUCGUCCUAGCAACCUUUUACAAAGUUACUCAUUAUAGGGUAUAGGGUACUCAUGUUUAAAUAGCUCUGUCAGAAAUGAAUGCUUAUUGGUGUACAUGCAUAUAUACUUAUUAUAAUCCAUGUUAUUUACAGCAUCUAAAGAACUAAAGAGUUUCUUUUAUGUGAUUUAUGCAUUCUCAAAUAUCUUGUUUUGUUUAUCAUUGCAAUCCAAAAAUGUAACGAUAAUAUAAACUGUGGUUAAUAUCAGCUUGAACUUUAAAAUAAAUGGCAGUAAAGACAAAAACUAUGUUGAGAUACUAUUUUAGGUAUUUAAUUUCCAGCCAGUUUUUUGUGGAACUUAGAUACACAAUUAUAUUUAUGCAUUAAACAGCAUCUUAUGUUCUUUGUGAAGUUGUUAUUUUAUACUUAUAUGCCUACAGAAUGUUACAAAAAGUUUAUGUAUCUUAUGAUAAUUCAAGAGCUUUAUUGAAAGAAGGGUAUUUGAAGUGUGCUUGUUCAUGAUACACGUAUUUUUUUUUGUCCAUGAUAAAGAUACAGGGAAUCUUUGUGUUGCUUUGUGUUAAAGUGUGUGCAAAGUUUGUGCUAAAUUGUUAUAUUAUCAAAGAUAAAACUUUCUUUAGAAAAAUCGAAUAGACAUUUGAAAGAUAAAACUCUUCUGAAAUGUUAAGUUUAUUGUAAACACAUUUGUAUUGUUGAUUGAUCUUGUUGAUCAUUGACCUAAGCUGUAAACAUUUAAGUUUCCUGAUAGUUUAUCUUUGGAAAGAACAUACAAUAACAUUUUGUGAAUGAUUUUAAAUUUUAUUUUUUAUAUAUGAUUUUAAAAGUUCUGAAAGAUUGAACAUAUUGUAAAUAGGUGAAACAUUGAGAGUCUUGUGAGGUAUAUGUAGUCGUCAUUUGUGAUACCCUCCACUAGGAUUCUUGUUAAAUAGUGUGAUCAUUGAAGCAGAACAUUAAUAUCAAAUAUUAAGAGGAUGAAUGAUCUUGAGAAAGAUAAGUAAUUUUCCUACUGCACAUCAGAGAUGCAGUGCUGAUUUCACUGCUUCAGACAUACAAUGAGCCAGUAUUUUUUACAUGUAUAGUUUAGCAUGUUUUUUUUUUAAUUCAUAUGUUGUAAAUGCGAAAAGCAAUUUUCCUUUUGCAUGUUUUCACUCCUUUGGCCAUUUAGCGGAUUAUAAACAGAACUUCUUGUAUUUUAACAAAUUACUUGACACAUUUCUUUUGUAUACAAUGUUCUACUCUUAGGUAUAUAUACCAACUGCAUAUAUGUUUGUGUUAUUUUACUGUGGCGCUGUUCUGAUAUUAAUUCAUGCCAUAAGUGUUGCAAGCUGCACAUUCAUAUGUACCACUAUUUUUACACUGAAAAUGCUUUAACAUGAAGCAUGACCAUUAAUUUAUCAAAUUUAUGCCUAAAUAAAAAAAAUAUGCUAAGUCUGCCACAUUGCUCUGUGUAAUGUUUACUCGGUAAAAGUUGCAUCAAACUGAUAUUUGCAUUAAAUGUGUUUUUUUCUGCUACACUAUGGUUUAAUUACCUGAUUCCAUGCAAGUAGCUAUUGAUAUUUUAAUGUUUUGACAGACAAAUCAUAAGUUCAUGUGAUAUUGCUUUGCUAACGGAAAUUGGCAUUAAAUGUUGAUAUGUAAUUCCAUACAAAAAGUAGCCCAGAAUCCAUGGAUGUCGAUUUAUUUUGCUAAUAACAUUCAUAUACUCUUUAAAUGUUAAUUUUCUUUUUAAGGCAUGCUUUGCUUACAUCAUUUAAAAUAAACCUAGCUAAAUGCAACCAUGUAAAAAAUGUUUGUGUAAAGUAAACAUUCAACCAACCAGGUAAUCUACAAAAAAAUUUAGUAAUUGAUCUAGUAAAUUUGUUACGGAAAAUAAUCUUGUUCAAAAUUAUAUAUUGUUUUAGCCAUAACAUCUGGAAUACAUUAUUGCUUAAUUUUUGUGCAAUGACACACCUAUUUAUUGUAGAUGUAAAGGGGGCAAUAUUUUGCAAACAUUAAAUUGGUAAACGGUACAAGUAACCAUAAGCCGUACUUGGUUUACCAUGAAUCAUUACAGCCUAACAAGUUAUGCUGCGAUGUUUUUGGAUCACAUAUCGAGCAGUGUGAUAUAGUUGGAUAAGUGUAGGUUUUCCUGCAUACUCUUGAUAGUUCACUGAAUGAGAAUUUUCAUGUAUUGUGAUGUUGAACAUGUGUAUAACCUAGUCGUUUGGAACCAAAUAGUUGAUGUUUUUAGUUAUCAUAGUCAGACUGGAAUUUGAUAGCCCAGCACUCGUCUUCCAUACGUUUAUUCUAUAACUUCAAUGUAUUUGAAUGGUUUUCCUGUUCUUUAUUAAGAGCACAAAUACAUUUAUGAGGGCAAUAUAUGAUCAUCACACAUAUUUUGAUGAAUGCAAAUAAGUAUUGGACUUAUUUUGUAAAAUGAUUUUUUCUUUUUUUGAAUUCUGUUGCGUUUGUUGGGAUUUUAAUGAUUGAUGUAUGAAUGCUCCAACUUAUGUAAUGAUUAUUUUACUGAUGUUAUGUGAAUGAUCCAACUGAUGUGUGAAUGACCUAAGCCAUGUAAUGAUUAUUUUGAUGAUGUUUUAGUUUUAUACAUGGAAUUUUAUCCCAUUUUAGACACGUGUACAGGUGUGCUAAAAUUAUCAUAUUUUUAAAGAUACAUUAUUUAAUUGCUGAGAUAUUGUUGAUCAUUUUACCAGUUCUCUGAAUUCCUGUCUUACAUUAAUAUCAAAGGCAGUUGAGGAUUAUAUAUAGGAGUAAAUAUUGCUCUCCGAGGAUGUCCGCCAAGGCCGCAGUGGGCAUUUACAUGUAUGUACUUAAACCGAAAAAUAUGCCAAUGAUAUUAAUUAUAUUAUAAAUUAGUAAUAUAAUUAUACCAAACAGACAUAGUGCUCAUCAACAUCUAUUAACAUAUUAUCACAAUCUUUUUUUUCCAAAUACUUGUGAUUACCUGUUGAUAUCUUUUUAUGCGUGUCUCAUGUGCUUGUCAAGUAUAACACACCUUGUCAUUUUAACAAGUUAUUGUUGAACCAAUAAAGGAACCUAACCAUUA
Messenger RNA from Dreissena polymorpha, 6532 nucleotides. Its product is annotated as SEC14-like protein 5. NCBI's taxonomy places the organism in Eukaryota, Metazoa, Mollusca, Bivalvia, Myida, Dreissenidae. Gene Ontology annotation, cellular component: cytoplasm. Bases 257 to 2536 code for a protein of 759 amino acids. The transcript is spliced from 15 exons. The record is from RefSeq and is a predicted model, not a curated record.